AUGGCCGGGGCAGCUGCCUGGGGGAUCUUAUUGUCGCACUUUGAAGACCGCAUGCAUGAAAACCCCAACCAAGCUAACCAGGCAUAUGGUUGGCAUUUUCAAUAUCUGACCGUGAUUGGCCUGUCGUUGUCAACGCUCACUUUUGGGGUUGCACUACUAGCGGAUAUUACCUCGUCCCGGCGACUGUUCCUGAUCAAAAAUCUCCUAUCAGUAUGCAGUGCCCCCCUUGAGGUUGUUAUUAGUGUCUUGUACUGGGGUCUUCGCGUGAUUGAUGAGCGUUUGGUGAUUCCCCCGGACAUUUUCAUUCCCCUUCAUGCCGACAUCAGCUUCCACGCAACCCCGUCGGUGGUGAUGUUGAUUGACUUACUACUCCUAUCCCCACCAUGGACAAUCACUGCACUCCCGGCACUGAUGUUAUCUGGCGCUAUCGCCUUCGGCUACUGGUUCUGGAUUGAGCAAUGCUUUUCCCAAAAUGGAUGGUACCCAUAUCCUAUCUUCGAAGCAUUACCCACAUCCGGUCGUAUUGGCCUAUUCACUGCUAGUGCGGUUGUGAUGGCUCUGAGCACCAUUACUCUCAAGUGGCUGCACGGACGCGUUAAUGGAUUCGAUAACCCCAUGAAGCCGGAAUCCCGCUCAGGCGAUAUGAAGCGAAAGGGUGGGCUUUAG
Molecule: messenger RNA, 666 nt
Organism: Penicillium griseofulvum
Lineage: Eukaryota; Fungi; Ascomycota; Eurotiomycetes; Eurotiales; Aspergillaceae
Product: androgen-induced gene 1 family protein
Exons: 7
Coding region: 1-666 (221 amino acids)
Cellular component (GO): endomembrane system; membrane
Source: RefSeq, a predicted model, not a curated record